AUGCCUUGGCUGACAGAAAGCCUGGCUGAGUUCUGCUCAUGUUCUUGGGAACAGAAACGGCAGCAUGCUAGCCGUUUGGCGAAGAGAAGGGCAGAAAGUUUCAACCCCUCUCAAUUGCGAUUGGCGCCUAAUGGUUCCUGUACCUACCCAAGGUGCCAUUUUGGCAAGGCCAUAUACUUUGGGAACGACUUGCAGAACCUCUCGCUGGCGCGUUGGAUUCAAAUCAACCUGCUGACACUGGUGGAAGUACUUCAGACCACUCUUUACUAUGGACUGUGGAGGUCAAACAAAGCCAAACUGAUAAUAUCUCCUUGGCAAGGUGACAAGCAUGCAUUGCAGACGGCCGUACCCGAGGCUGUGUUAGAGUACUUCUCUGGCGCUGACCAGGAUAUCGCAGAGGUAAGAAUUGUUAUGGGUCUAGGAAUCACCAGCAGAGUCUCUCAUCGUUUCGAUAGAAGGCCGGUGGAGGACAUUAGUCUUGCGGGUGAAAGCACGAGGGGAUUCCACAGAACCUUUGGUGCAGUCGGACGGCGGAAGCGAGGCGCGGGGCAUUGGGACUACAUGCUGACUUGGCAGUUUCUGCUCUCGUUUCUAGAAAGCCUAGCUGACGUUACACAUGCAUUGGUGGUAACCUAG
Messenger RNA from Colletotrichum truncatum, 636 nucleotides. RefSeq lists its product as uncharacterized. The record is from RefSeq and is a predicted model, not a curated record. NCBI's taxonomy places the organism in Eukaryota, Fungi, Ascomycota, Sordariomycetes, Glomerellales, Glomerellaceae.